GGAGUGGGGUGCGUUAGAGCCUCGCGCGGUCGGCGGUGGGCGCGGGCGGGUGAAAAAGCGGGAGGACAAGGCGCAGGACCGGUCGCGCCGUUCACAAGCUGUCAGCGAGUGCGACGCGCGUUCUGGUCUUCAGAAAGCACGGACACAAACCAGACCUUGACGACCAGGCGACGUUCUUCCUUCGAAGUACCUGACGCAGUACUGGUACUCGGUGCUUACAGACACGUCAUGCGGUGACAAUGGGAGUGAAUUGACUGAAGUGAUCCCGCUGGGAUUUGACGGCACGUGCAGUCAGUGGCCACCGCUCGCUGUGUGCCCCGAAACGUGCAAACCCGCCGCCCCGAACUGCGGACGGAACUGCGACGUGACCCUCGAGUCGCGUGCAAAGUGAACCGGCCCGGCGAUCCGUCACCAUUCGGCGCCGGGGAGCGCCUUUUCACGGGACUCAUCCGUCAUGAUCCUGAGAGAGAGAUCGUAGUGAUCGGUGACAGGACAUGCUCGAAGAAUCCGAGGAGUAGACACGCCUCAGGAUGCUGAAGCACGUGCACCUGAGUCCGGUGCGGCCGGCGGCGGGCGGCCGGCCGGGUCGGCCCGACACCUUCAGCCUCAGCUCGUCGGGCAGCCUGGGCGUGGCGCCCGAGGGCACGCUCUCGUCACGCUCCUCGUCCUAUACGUCGUUGAACGAGACGCAGAGCAGCGCGGCCAGCAGCAGCUCGCAGGGCGCGGCGAGCGUCGCCUCGCAGCCACCGCAGACCGUCAGCGCCGCCGCCCAGGCCGACGGACCGUCGAUCCCUGUGAAGGUGUACGCGCGCUGCCUGCGCUCCGACAUCGAGUACAAGACGCUAGGUGUGACGUUCGGCACGACAUGUCGGGAGCUGGUGUCGACGCUGCUCAACAAGUACCGCAUGAAGCACCGCGACCCCAAUCUCUUCUACCUGACCAUGGAAGUGGGCGUCCGGUCCACAGAGAACACGGCACGCACGGUGCUCGUGCUGGACGACGAGGCCAAGCCGGCCCAGCUGCAGGCCUGUCGACCCAAGGGAGACACCAGGCUUAUUCUGAGGAUGCGGCAAGGCGGCCUGGUGCGCAUCUAUGACGGCAUCCUCAUGCAGGGGUCCCACUACAAGAGCCUGCUGGUCUCCGAUCGGACGGAGACGACGGAGCUGCUGCGCCUCAUCCUCAACUGCAACAACUGUCGGGAGUCCCCCGAGCGCUUUUUCCUGCUCGAGGUGUGCCGGACGGCCCGGUACGAGCGUCGGCUGCGGCCCACCGACCGGCCCGUGCAGGUACAGGCCAGCUGGAAGGACCGCGACCACUACUACUUCGUGCUGCAGCGCGAGCAGGCCACGCGCCGGCCCAGGAAGCUGCCGUGGAGGCCGAACCUGGAGUCGGUGGACUCGCUGGAGAGCCUCUCGCCCUCGCACACGCCGCCCAAGACGCCCGUCAAGUCGCCCAGCUACCACGACUACGAGAACUACUUCUACAUCUAGCGGUGCGGGGCGGCGCGCCGGUGCCAGCUCAGAGACUGGCGACGCCAGAUCGCCGGCGUCGGUGACGCGGCGCGGCAGUGACGAGCAGUGACGCGCGGGUCGCUGGCGGUGACGUCACGCGCCCCUGCGGCGCUGGCGGUAAACACUCCGUGUGGGACGCCUCGGUGACCCAUCUGGGAUCGCCGCAGGCUGUCCGCGGUCAUCCCUCAUCUUCAAGGCUGCGGUGCUGGAGAGGCGGCGCGGACUGCGGUGUGUGUCAGACCACCAGAACCGCGCCGCCGGCCUGACUUCGACGUCGAACGGCACCGAGAAUAGGCGCGCGGCUGCGCGUCGUGAAUUUGUCUUAAUUGUGUUCUGCCUCGCUGUUGGCCUAUUAGCAAGCCAUCGCUCACGCCAAGGACUGGACAAGUCAGAAGUUGUGUCGGAUCCACGCUCAAAAUAGACAGGAUGGGUGGAGAAAUGGGGCGCCUGUCGGCAGCGACGGUGUGACGACGAAGUGACGACGACGGUUGACGCCGGCGAUGUCAACGAACGGCGGCCGUGCUAGAACCGCCUGUCCGAAACGUAGCCGCUACCGCCAUCUAGGCCGGGUCACACGAAACAUUACCGACAUCUGCAGUCCGUAAUCUCCCGCAAGCCAGCGGCUGCUAUCCUCCAGACAAUGCCAAAGUCCCCGACCUUACGUUUAUGCAUGGGUAACAGCGGCGUCGUGAAUGAAUUUAACAGCCCUUUGUCUGCUAUGAGUCCCCGAUGAAAGUGAAUCGCGGUCAUACUGCGGUUGCGUUAGGAUAGUGUGAUGAAUACCGCUAUCGUUCACCGAACACCUGAGUGUCGCGAGAGAAUAAACUUGAAGAAGCUUUAGGGUGGGUGAUGAGUGUUGCGCAUGCUUCUGCCCAUCGUGCAUCUUGCAGCCAUGUUGUCUUGUUGCCCGCAAGUCUGGAGAUGUUUUGCAAUGAGAACGAAGCUCUGGUGUGAUAAAGUUUAGAGCUGUUCAUGAUGAUUGUGUGCCGAUCCUAAGUCAAUCCACCACUUCUAAGGAAUCAAUACAUUAUUAUAUGUAAUUGAA
Molecule: messenger RNA, 2556 nt
Organism: Pollicipes pollicipes
Lineage: Eukaryota; Metazoa; Arthropoda; Thecostraca; Pollicipedomorpha; Pollicipedidae
Exons: 9
Coding region: 531-1490 (319 amino acids)
Biological process (GO): positive regulation of fibroblast growth factor receptor signaling pathway; positive regulation of epidermal growth factor receptor signaling pathway; signal transduction
Source: RefSeq, a predicted model, not a curated record